AUGAGUUACGACUCCACAAUAACAUUCACUCUCGACACAGUAUGUCCUUGGACGUAUCUCGGUUUCCUCCAGCUCCGCAAAGCUCUCGAUUCCUACCGCUCCGCCAACCCAUCCUCACCAGUCACCUUCAAACUCCAAAUUGCCCCAUACCAACUAUACCCGGAUUUCUCCCGCGACGGCGUCGACCGGCACGCCUGGUACCCGGACCCUUCGCAAGCAAACACGUUCCACGCGCAUCGCAUACUGCAGUACAUCCAAAAACACCACGGCCCCGAGGCAGCGAUCAAAGCGCUCGAGAGUCUGUACGAGCAAUACUUUACGCAGAAAGCGCAUCCGAGCAGCCCCGAGACGUUGCUGAAGGCGUGCCAAGCGGCCGGCGAGGAGGCGAUGGAGACGAGGAUGGCGGUUCGGGAGCAGACGGGGAACGGGGUGGAUAGUGUGCCGCAUAUUGUUUUUGAGGGGCGAAAGAGGGACUUCACGCUUAUUGGGACGAAGGAGGUGGGGGAGUAUGUUAAGACGCUGAAGCAGGUUGUCAAGGAGGCUUCGUAAAGAGUGUCCAUCGAUCAAAGAGAACGCUCGAGAGAUUUGAUGAGUUUACAUCUGCGAUGGCUUCCACACACUACCGCCCUCGUCUUUCUGUGUAAUCCUCGAACAGGUCGG
Messenger RNA from Macroventuria anomochaeta, 660 nucleotides. Its product is annotated as thioredoxin-like protein. Gene Ontology annotation, molecular function: oxidoreductase activity. The record is from RefSeq and is a predicted model, not a curated record. The coding region runs from base 1 to 549 and encodes 182 amino acids. NCBI's taxonomy places the organism in Eukaryota, Fungi, Ascomycota, Dothideomycetes, Pleosporales, Didymellaceae. The transcript is spliced from 4 exons.